This is a messenger RNA of Scutellospora calospora, 2001 nucleotides long. Lineage: Eukaryota; Fungi; Glomeromycota; Glomeromycetes; Diversisporales; Gigasporaceae. The record is from the annotation of a GenBank genome assembly.
AUGUCAUCAACAACAAAGAAUUAUAACAGUCGUUACCGUGAUGGGUGCAUGAACCCAGGAUAUAAAGUACUAAAAAAUAAUUUCAUAAGUAAUUUAUUUCGUAAAUUAACUUUUAAACCACAAAAAUCUGACAGGUUACAAGAAGAAACCAACAAUUCUUUCUUAAUAAAUUCAGAUUCAACAAAUUCCACUAUAAAUCAUAAAAAUAAUAUUGAUAAAAUACGAGCUCCACAUAAAGUGAAAAUAAAAUCUGAUCAUAAAGGAAAAUAUGUUCCAAUUGAAAUUCCUAUUUCUUAUAAUGAACAAUUUGAAAUUAGUUCAUUACCAUCCCCACAGAAUCGUCCAAAAGAUAUUUAUCAGUUAGAACAAAAAGUUGAUGCUCUUGGUAAUCAACUAAGUAAAAUGGAAAAAAUGUUAAGCGCUUUAGUUCAAUCACCUAAAGUUAAUAAUCCCAUCAUUAAUAGUGAUGGUGAAGAAAAUUACAUGAAAAAUGAUUUAAGUGAUAAUAAAAUGAAGAAUGAUACUAAUGAAGAUAAAAACAUAGUUGAAAUAAAAAUAAAUACUCUAACUCAAAAUGAUAAUACUACUCAAUCCUCUAACAAUACAACAUCAAAUUCAACUUCUAAUCCAUCGAAAAGCAACAGUAAUAUUCAUAUUCAUUAUUGUACUAAAUGCGGUCGCCGAAAAAUUCAUGAUGAAUGGUGUGAACCAUGCGACCGAGAUAUUUUCAAAAUUAAUUUUCCUAAUUGGACUAGUGGAAAUGAAAAUAUUGAUAAUUUCAUACGAGAGACUCAGAUUUUGGCUACUACCAAGUUCAAUUUCUUAGAAUGGAUUGAUUUCUCUAGUUUAACUAACAUUAAACCUAUUGGUAAAGGUGGAUUUGGUGAAGUAUUCUCUGCAAAAUGGAUUGACGGACCAAGAACUAAAUGGAAUGCGGAAAAGGAAGUUUGGGAAAGAUAUUCUAAUGUUAACGUUGCUUUGAAAAGUUUAUUGGAUUUAAAAGAGGAAGAUUUUACUAGUGAGCUUUUUAAAGAGCUCAAAUCUCAUCUGAUAUCUAAUGAUCAGGUAACAGGUCGUUUUACCACAUUGCGUACUUUCGGUAUGACCCGUGAUCCUGAAUCAAAGGCUUAUAUGAUGGUGAUGACAUUAGCAGAUGACGGAGACUUGUCAGCAUAUUUAAAAAAACACUUCUCUACACUCAAUUUUGUAAAGAGGCUCGAAAUUCUUUAUGACAUGGCCACUGGGAUCUAUCAGAUUCAUAAGUCUGGACUAAUGCAUCGUGAUUUACACAGUGGUAAUGUAAUGUGCCAACGAUUAAAGGAUAGAGAUCCAGGACGUGACGAAGAGUAUCGAUUUGUGAUUGGUGAUUUGGGCCAGGCGACACCGCCAAAGAAUGAUAAUGAUAAUAGACCAAGUGCUCAUGAGUUAUAUACAACGAUUGGGACAUGGUUGAAUCAAUAUUUAUUUGUUCCAAAUUCUAAGAUUGCUAAAGAAUUUAAAAAGGGUGAUGAACUCGGCUUAAAGGUACAACAAUCGCAAAAAUUACAUCCAAAUAAUGCUUCUUACAGUACUUAUUAUGAUGUUCAAGCAUUAUCAACUAAAUCACAGAAUUUUGAAAUUGGAGAUUCAAAUUCUUUUAAAAUUCCUGAUUCUAUAGACUAUGAAAAUUCAACUAAUUUUGAAAUCUCUGACUCUUUAAAUCAUGAAUAUUCAACCUUUGAAAUCCCAGAUUCUUUAGACGAUGAGGAUUCAACUACUUUUGAAAUUUCAGAUAAUAUAGAUUUGGAUGAUAUCCCUAUAACGCCAACUGAUGAAGCAUCAACACCAAAUAAUUUAAAUCUUGAAGAUGUUAAGGCAAAAGAAGAAAUAAUUCCUAAAUCAUCAGUCAUCGAAGAUGUUAAAUCAAAAGAAAAUUCUGCGCUCAGAUUUUCACAACAAUCUAUGGGAUCAGUAAAUUUUGAAUUUUCUAUUGAUGAAAGGUUUAACGAUCUUGAAGAUUAA